AUGUGGGCUUAGGCUAGGCCCAUAACUCCCAAGCUGUGAGUUUCCCUCGCCGCGCUAUGAGCCGCCCGCUGUGCAGCCACUACGCCGCCCUCCUCUCCUCCGCCGCCGCCGGCAGCCGCAAUGGCGCCCGCACCUCCGCCGCCGUCCACUGCCUCAUCCUCCGGACCAUCCCGCACCCGCCGCCCACCUACCUCCUCAACCACCUCCUCACGGCCUACACCAGGUCCGGCCGCCUCGGCCUCGCGCGCGCGCGCCGCCUGUUCGACGCAAUGCCGGACCCGAACCUCUUCACCCGCAACGCGCUCCUCUCGGCGCUGGCCCGCGCGCGGCUCCUCCCGGACAUGAAGCGGCUCUUCGCGUCCAUGCCCGAGCGCGACGCCGUCUCCUACAACGCGCUCAUCGCCGGGUUCUCCGGCGCCGGCGCCCCCGCGCGGGCCGCGGGUGCGUACCGCGCGCUGCUCGCGGAGGAGGGGGAGGUGGACGGCGUCAGGGUCAGGCCGAGCCGCAUCACGAUGUCGGGCAUGGUCAUGGCCGCGUCGGCGCUCGGCGACCGCGCGCUCGGCCGGCAGGUGCACUGCCAGACCCUGCGGCUCGGGUUCGGGGCGUACCCGUUCACGGGCAGCCCGCUCGUCGACAUGUACGCCAAGAUGGGGCUCAUCGGGGACGCCAAGCGGGUCUUUGAUGAGAUGGAGGGCAGGAACGUGGUGAUGUACAAUACCAUGAUCACGGGGCUGCUCCGGUGCAAGAUGGUCACGGACGCGCGGGCGCUGUUUGAGGCGAUGGCCGACAGGGACUCCAUCACCUGGACCGCGAUGGUCACGGGGCUGGCGCGGAACGGGCUGCCGGCGGAGGCGCUGGAUGUGUUCCGGAGGAUGAGGGCAUCAGGUGUCGGCAUUGAUCAGUACACCUUUGGAAGCAUCCUGACAGCCUGUGGCGCCCUUGCUGCCUCGGAAGAGGGGAAGCAGAUCCAUGCCUACGUAAUCAGGACGCUGUAUGAGGACAACGUGUUCGUCGGAAGCGCGCUUGUUGACAUGUACUCCAAGUGCGGGAGCAUCAGAUCGGCGGAGGCCGUCUUGAGAAGGAUGACAUGCAAAAACAUCAUCUCAUGGACUGCAAUGAUUGUCGGCUACGGACAGAAUGGGUGUGGUGAGGAGGCUGUGCGGGUGUUCUCGGAGAUGCAGAGGGACGGCAUUAAGCCUGAUGAUUUCACUCUUGGCAGUGUCAUCAGCUCUUGCGCUAAUCUUGCGAGCCUGGAAGAGGGGGCUCAGUUCCACUGCGUGGCGCUCGUAUCGGGGCUGAGGCCGUACAUUACGGUGUCUAAUGCACUAGUAACCCUGUACGGGAAGUGCGGCAGCAUCGAGGACGCGCACCGCCUGUUCGAUGAGAUGACGGUUCAUGAUCAGGUGUCAUGGACAGCCCUCGUCACGGGUUAUGCCCAGUUUGGGAAGGCAAAAGAAACGAUGGAUCUGUUUGAGAAGAUGUUGUCCAAGGGUGUGAAACCGGACGGCGUAACAUUCAUUGGUGUCCUUUCAGCUUGUAGCCGUUCAGGGCUUGUGGAGAAAGGCCGCAGCUACUUCCAGUCCAUGCAGGAGGACCACGGUAUUGUACCCUUGGAUGAUCACUACACUUGCAUGAUUGACCUGUAUAGCAGAUCAGGGAGGUUGAAAGAAGCUGAGGAGUUCAUAAGGCAGAUGCCACGCUGUCCUGAUGCUAUUGGAUGGGCGACAUUGCUGAGCUCGAGCAGGUUGCGUGGUGAUAUGGAGACCGGGAAAUGGGCUGCCGAGAAUCUCUUGAAAGUUGAUCCUCAAAACCCAGCGAGCUAUGUAUUACUGUGCAGCAUGCAUGCUUCUAAAGGUGAAUGGAGCGAGGUUGCCCAGCUGAGGCGUGGGAUGAGGGAUAGGCAAGUGAAGAAAGAACCAGGCUGCAGCUGGAUCAAGUAUAAGAAUAAAGUCUACAUAUUUUCAGCCGAUGACCAGUCUCACCCCUUCUCCAGAACAAUUUAUGAAAAGCUACAGUGGCUCAACUCUAAGAUGGUGGAAGAAGGGUACAAGCCUGAUGUCAGUUCAGUGCUGCAUGAUGUAGCGGAUUCUGAGAAGGUUCAAAUGCUCAGCAAUCAUAGCGAGAAGCUUGCAAUUGCAUUUGGCUUAAUUUUUGUUCCACAAGAAAUGCAGAUUCGGAUUGUCAAGAAUCUACGGGUAUGUGUGGAUUGUCAUAAUGCUACCAAGUUCAUAUCUAAGAUAACUGGGCGUGAUAUUCUUGUGAGAGACGCUGUCAGAUUUCACAAGUUCAGCAAUGGCAUUUGCUCAUGUGGGGACUUCUGGUAAUUUCGCUGUCUAACAUGCUAACUUCAUACAUGAUUCAAGUUGAAAUAUAAGUGAGAAGUGCCACUGGAAGAGAAACAAGAAAUGUUGAUCAAAGACUUCAAAGCGAAGGAUCGAUAACAUGCUUGGGCCGCCAGCUGGCUUUGUGGGGGCAGAGCAAGAGUAAAUCCUGUUCCCUGCAGGUGCAGGGUUCAAAGAGAAGUGCCAAACUGAAUUUGCUAACAGCAGUUAUAAGGGAUUAACGGUUAUGCACGACACUGAAUUGAUCCUUAUCUCAUGUUCAAUUUCCUGUCGAGCAACCGAAGUAGAAAGGAUAUGCACGUCUGCCCAAUUGAAAAGAAGGCUUUAUUUUCGCUGUGUUUGAGAUGUGCCUCAAGUCCAUGUCCAUCAACGCGUUGAGCUGCCAUCUACAUAGUUACUACAGUAUUAUAUUGACAGAAUCCAGAAACAACAUUGAGCAAGUCAAUGUGAGUUCUGGACGAAUAUCUCGUCGGACUUUUUAUGGUGUGCCUGCUCGUGCCUGAAUAUUGAAUCAUGUGGAGGGGCGCUGGGAAGAACUCACUGGAGAAAUGCUCCUGAAGGAUAGUUAUACUGCAACAGAAUAUCAGGAGUGUCAAAAGUCACUGACUGGAUGCCCAAGAACUCCAGAUCAUGGCCAGGGUGUUAACGACGGAAGGAGAUGUGGCCGUUACCGUUUGGGUCGUUCAUCCAGUUUUUCUCGGGCUGGAAGUGGAAGCCGGUGCGUUGCCAUUGGAGCAUCGCAUUGCUCCACGGGAACGCGUUGCUGCCGGCGGCGUCCGCCCCCAGCAUGCCGCCAUGCUCGGCAGGGAUGCCGGACGUCUUCUCCGACACACCUGACUCAGGCCCUCUGCUGCUGCUGGUGGUGCUCAUCGCCUCGUCAACCGUUGCGGGUUGGUUGGGCAUGACGACGCCCGUGGCGGGCAGCUGCCCAACGAGUAUGACGCCAGCCAGCGUAGCCACGGCGAGUAGCACCGCGGCCAAUGCCAGCAGCAGCGCUGCCAACAGAGGCCCGGUCCGGCGACCGCGCCCAACCACGGCGGCCUCAGCAUCGUCCGGCAACGGCACAUAGGAGCACGGCAGCGAUGCUGGCUCCAGCCUCGAGCCGCCGUCUCUUGUCUCCAUUGGCAUAGAAUCAAUCGACCGAGAUCAAUGCGAUGGAAGAAGCAAGGUGGAGAGGCUAAUCUUAACAAGAAGCUGGAUUGAUUAGCACGAGGGAGGGAUCAGUGGAACUGAUAGCUACGUCCUCCUCUGCUUGUGUAUUCUUAACAAGAAGCUGUGUGUGUUUGCGGAGGAGCCCUUUCUCCGGGCGGCAUUUAUAGCCUCCAGUCUGCACCCGUUGCAUUAGCGGCCUAUCUGGCGCGGCCCCAUUGGCCGCUGUGUCAGUGGGAGGCUACUAAUCAUCAUCAUCUAUCCAGGGUCCAGGCCAUGUUAUCCAUACCUGGAGCUGGAGGGUUGCUUGUUGUGAUUACAAUGAUGAAGGAAAACAGGAACAUGCAUCAUCGCAGCAUGGGACAGGAAUAAUUUUUACACCUAAUCAGGCUCCUCUCCUGGACAUACCCUACCCAAUCGAUCGGCGCGGAAUAUGGAGCCGAAAAGAAAACCGAUUUGGGGGGCUAGAUAUUCCUGGGCCCAUGAAUAAUUCAGCGAACCGAAACCGACUCCUGCGCUGUCAGCAGGCUGCACUAAGGCUGGAUUAGUUUAUGAUGAUUGGAUACGUCUGUGGGUAUAUUGGUUUCUUCGUACUACAGAGUGGUCUCUAGCACUGUUACCUCCACACAAAUACAUAUUGACAUGUACAGCAGGCAGGAAUUUCUUGGUAAAAUGAAGAUGCAAUUUGGUUGGUUGGUUCGUUCA
Lolium perenne is the source of this 4196-nucleotide messenger RNA. RefSeq names its product putative pentatricopeptide repeat-containing protein At1g68930. Gene Ontology annotation, molecular function: RNA binding; zinc ion binding; protein binding. The record is from RefSeq and is a predicted model, not a curated record. Gene Ontology annotation, biological process: RNA modification. Lineage: Eukaryota; Viridiplantae; Streptophyta; Magnoliopsida; Poales; Poaceae.